Chrysochloris asiatica (Cape golden mole) is the source of this 3472-nucleotide messenger RNA. RefSeq names its product SMAD specific E3 ubiquitin protein ligase 2 (gene SMURF2). The coding region runs from base 10 to 2256 and encodes 748 amino acids. The record is from RefSeq and is a predicted model, not a curated record. The transcript is spliced from 19 exons. NCBI's taxonomy places the organism in Eukaryota, Metazoa, Chordata, Mammalia, Afrosoricida, Chrysochloridae. Gene Ontology annotation, molecular function: protein binding; ubiquitin protein ligase activity. Gene Ontology annotation, biological process: negative regulation of BMP signaling pathway; ubiquitin-dependent protein catabolic process.
GCCGGGGACAUGUCUAACCCCGGAGGCCGGAGGAACGGGCCCGUCAAGCUGCGCCUGACAGUACUCUGUGCAAAAAACUUGGUGAAAAAGGAUUUUUUCCGACUUCCUGAUCCAUUUGCUAAGGUGGUGGUUGAUGGAUCUGGGCAGUGCCAUUCUACAGAUACUGUGAAGAAUACACUCGAUCCAAAGUGGAAUCAACAUUACGACCUGUACAUUGGAAAGUCAGAUUCUGUUACCAUCAGUGUGUGGAAUCACAAAAAGAUCCAUAAAAAGCAAGGUGCUGGAUUUCUUGGUUGUGUUCGUCUUCUUUCCAAUGCCAUCAACCGCCUCAAAGACACUGGUUAUCAGAGGUUGGAUCUAUGCAAACUUGGGCCAAAUGACAAUGAUACAGUUAGAGGACAGAUAGUAGUAAGUCUCCAGUCCAGAGAUCGAAUAGGCACAGGAGGACAAGUUGUGGACUGCAGUCGUUUGUUUGAUAAUGAUUUACCAGAUGGUUGGGAAGAAAGGCGAACUGCCUCUGGAAGAAUCCAGUAUCUAAACCACAUAACAAGAACUACACAGUGGGAACGCCCAACACGACCGGCAUCAGAAUAUUCUAGUCCCGGCAGACCUCUCAGCUGCUUUGUUGAUGAGAACACUCCCAUUAGUGGAACAAAUGGUGCAACAUGCGGACAGUCUUCAGAUCCCAGACUGGCAGAGAGGAGAGUCAGGUCACAACGACAUAGAAAUUACAUGAGCAGGACACAUUUACACACUCCUCCAGACCUUCCUGAAGGCUACGAACAGAGGACAACACAGCAAGGUCAAGUGUAUUUCUUACAUACUCAGACUGGUGUAAGCACAUGGCAUGAUCCCAGAGUGCCUAGAGAUCUUAGCAACAUCAAUUGUGAAGAGCUUGGUCCACUGCCUCCUGGCUGGGAGAUCCGUAAUACAGCAACAGGCAGAGUUUAUUUCGUUGACCAUAACAACAGAACAACACAGUUCACAGAUCCUCGGCUCUCUGCUAACUUGCAUUUAGUUUUGAACCGGCAAAACCAAUUAAAAGACCAACAGCAACAGCAAGUGGUAUCAUUAUGUCCUGAUGACACCGAGUGUCUGACAGUCCCGAGGUAUAAGAGAGACCUGGUUCAGAAACUCAAAAUCUUGCGGCAAGAACUUUCCCAGCAACAGCCUCAGGCUGGCCACUGCCGCAUUGAGGUUUCCAGGGAAGAAAUUUUUGAGGAAUCAUAUAGACAGGUCAUGAAAAUGAGACCAAAAGACCUGUGGAAGCGGCUAAUGAUAAAAUUUCGUGGAGAAGAAGGCCUUGAUUAUGGAGGGGUUGCCAGGGAAUGGUUGUAUCUCUUGUCCCAUGAAAUGUUGAAUCCAUACUAUGGCCUUUUCCAGUAUUCAAGGGAUGAUAUCUAUACAUUGCAGAUCAAUCCCGAUUCUGCAGUUAAUCCGGAACAUUUGUCCUAUUUCCACUUCGUUGGCCGGAUAAUGGGAAUGGCUGUGUUUCAUGGACAUUAUAUCGAUGGUGGUUUUACAUUGCCUUUUUAUAAACAGUUGCUUGGGAAGUCAAUUACUUUGGAUGACAUGGAAUUAGUUGAUCCAGAUCUUCAUAACAGUUUAGUGUGGAUACUUGAGAAUGAUAUUACAGGUGUCUUGGACCAUACAUUCUGUGUUGAACAUAAUGCAUAUGGUGAAAUCAUUCAGCAUGAACUUAAACCAAAUGGCAAAAGUAUCCCUGUAACUGAAGAAAAUAAGAAAGAAUAUGUCAGGCUCUAUGUGAACUGGAGAUUUUUACGAGGCAUCGAGGCUCAGUUUCUAGCUCUGCAGAAAGGCUUCAAUGAAGUAAUCCCACAGCAUCUGCUAAAGACAUUUGAUGAAAAGGAGUUAGAGCUCAUUAUUUGUGGACUUGGGAAGAUAGAUGUUAAUGACUGGAAGGUAAACACCCGAUUAAAACACUGUACACCAGACAGCAAUGUGGUGAAGUGGUUCUGGAAAGCUGUGGAGUUUUUUGAUGAAGAGCGACGAGCACGGUUACUUCAGUUUGUGACGGGGUCGUCUAGAGUGCCUCUGCAGGGCUUCAAAGCUUUACAAGGUGCAGCAGGCCCACGACUCUUCACAAUACACCAGAUCGAUGCCUGCACCAACAACCUGCCAAAAGCUCACACGUGCUUCAAUAGAAUUGACAUUCCACCCUAUGAAAACUAUGAAAAGCUGUAUGAAAAGCUGCUAACAGCCAUCGAAGAAACAUGUGGGUUUGCUGUGGAAUGAUUCAAGUCAAGGAUUAACCCAGGACUCUAUUUAUGCCCUUGACCGACAGCCUCUUUUCAGCAAAGCGUUAAGGAAUGCUGAAAUACAGACAUACUUCCCUCCCUCCUUUUUUUUUUUUUAAUUUUAGGACACUGUGAGGGGAAAGGACAAUUUUGAAAUUCCUUUUCAAGGAAAAAAGGGUCUUUAUGCUUUGCCAUGAGGCCACAUUCAGCUGCUAUUUAAAAUUAAUAUCUUGAACCUAAAGAAUGCUGACUUUUCCUACAUUUCCAGAGUUAGGCAGUAUUCGACACUUACAGACUACUACGAUUUUUAUCAAGGUAAUCUAUUCAGAUCGCUUCACAGAUUUCAUGGCUCUGAAACAGCAAGACAGCUUCAGCAGUCGGUACAAGUCACAUUUCAAUUUGAUUGAACACAUGAUUUUGAACAGCUCCUGUACUUUGCUCUUUGUAAAAAAAUAAAAUAAAAUUAUUUUGGAUUAUUCUAACUUUGUAAAAAAAUUGGUUAAAAGAAUCAUUAUCUUUUUAAAAAGUAAGCCACCUACAUGUUUAAUUAACAUUUUCUUAUAGCAAAGCAUUCUAUUUUGCAUUCUGUGUUUCACUCUAGUACACGUGAAUCUUUUUUGUACUUUUCAAACAUGGGUUUCCUGGAAUACAGAUAUAUAAAUUUGGUUGUCAGAUUCCUAAAGCAACCAUUUAGUCUAAGCUUAGUCAUUUAUUUGAUAAAGUAAGAUGUGUUCAGGAGCUCCCUGUUUAAAAGACUUUAAAAACCCCAUAAAACCUAAUGUUUUAUCUGGAACCAGUAUAAUCAGUUAUUUGGGAUUUUUCAUCAUAAAUGGAAAUAAUGAAUUUUGAUAGCUCCUGAGAUCAUCUGGAUGGUUUGGAAUUUUUAUUCUCUUGCUGGAUCAGCUUCUCUUUGCUACGUACUAGUUCUAUAAACCAAAGCCGCCUAUGACUAGUGCACCUAAUUGAUAUCUUAAUUAUAGUGUAAGUUUCUAUCAAGAAAAUUGUCCUGAUUCUUUGUUUUAGCUACUCAUCACAUUUAACAGCUCAAAUGGAAAAAUUUGCUAAAGCUUAAUUAGCAGACUUAGAAAGUCCUGCUUUUACAUAACAAAAUGAAGUGGUGGUGGUAUUGGAGGGGAUGUGGGAAUGUGAUUAUUAAUGAAUCAAUGAUUCAAACUCUAAAAGAGUUAAUUUAGGAAGUUAGGGGUCCCGCGUCC